AUGAACGACGAGGCAAUAGAUCUGACGUCCGAUGCGCUGCCUGGCGACAAUCUUGCUCAGAUUAAUAGACUUGGCGGCCUGUCGCAUGAAGAGCGCGCCGAUCUGGCCUUUGCCCUACUGUCGAGUCUGCCGACACGCUACAUCUAUGACAUAAGUCACAAGAUUACAAAGAUACUGCACUUCGACUUCAUGCCUAUUCUACCGCAGGAAAUUAUCGUCCAUGUCUUCAGCUUCCUCGACUUCAAAGAUGUCCUCCGUUCCAUGCGAGUCAGCAGGCAAUGGUACGAAAUGGCGAGCACGCCUAUUUUGUGGAAGGCGCUUUACUUCAAGCAAGAUUGGAAAGUCAACGACAGUCGGGUCAAAGCUUUCGAACGAUGGGCUGAAGGCGCUUCCCAAGCUGGCGUUCAUUCAAAUAUAGCAGUCACCGCUGUACCCGCACCAUUCACAGUGGCACAUAUCGCGCCCUCCUCAGACUCGUUCUGCAUCAAGCUGCAUUGGCAAUACCUCUUCAAGCAACACUUGCUUCUCGACAAAAAUUGGCGCACUGGUCUGCAUGACUUGUAUGAUCUACCAACAGAACAAGAUUCAAACGGCUCUAGGGCGCAGGGAAUCUAUUGCCUGCAAUUUGAUCACCAGUAUGUUGUGUCUGGGUCAAGAGACAAGAGCAUUCGAAUCUGGGACUUGGAGAAUCGCAGGUGUGUUGGACAGUUGAUUGGCCACACGGGGUCUGUCUUGUGUUUGCAGUAUGACGGUGCGACGAGCACUGUUAUCAGUGGAUCCAGCGACACCAACAUCAUCACUUGGGACAUGGCGAGUGGCACUGCAACGCACUGCUUUGUUGGUCACACGGAACCUGUGCUCAAUGUCCGCUUCGACGCACAUCACGUUGUGUCAUGUUCAAAGGACAAGACGAUCAAGGUUUGGUCACGCGACGCCAGCAAACCAGACUCGCAAGCCUGUCUUCGCACGCUCGUUGGACACCGUGCAGCAGUCAACGCUGUACAAUUUGUUGGCAACCGCAUCGUCAGCGCGAGUGGUGACCGGUCAAUCAAUAUUUGGGAUCUUGACACUGGAGAUUGCGUUCGGUCCAUCAAUGGGCAUGAGCGCGGUAUAGCAUGCAUCGUCUUCGAUGGUCGCUUCAUCACGAGUGGUUCGUCUGAUCUCAGCAUCAGAGUAUUCGACUCAUUUACGGGUGCUUUGCUCGAGACGCUCACGGGCCACACAGAUCUGGUGCGAACGGUCCAGACAGACUCACGCAAGAUUGUCUCUGGAAGCUACGACCAAACAAUCAAGAUCUGGAACCGAGGUGGGCGAUUGGACGACGAAAAGGUGAUAGACCUUGGUCGCCACAGUAGCCGCAUCUUCAAGCUUCAAUUUGAUGAAAAGCGCAUCAUCUCCUGCAGUCAAGAUUCUUGCAUCUUUGUCUGGGACUUUAGCAAUGGCGUGGACGACACCUUCUUCUGA
This is a messenger RNA of Protomyces lactucae-debilis, 1464 nucleotides long. Its product is annotated as F-box/WD repeat-containing protein pof11. The transcript is spliced from 2 exons. Gene Ontology annotation, molecular function: protein binding; snoRNA binding. Gene Ontology annotation, cellular component: small-subunit processome. NCBI's taxonomy places the organism in Eukaryota, Fungi, Ascomycota, Taphrinomycetes, Taphrinales, Protomycetaceae. The record is from RefSeq and is a predicted model, not a curated record. The coding region runs from base 1 to 1464 and encodes 487 amino acids.